Molecule: messenger RNA, 1713 nt
Organism: Anopheles stephensi (Asian malaria mosquito)
Lineage: Eukaryota; Metazoa; Arthropoda; Insecta; Diptera; Culicidae
Gene: Gbeta76C
Product: guanine nucleotide-binding protein subunit beta-2
Exons: 6
Coding region: 458-1501 (347 amino acids)
Biological process (GO): G protein-coupled receptor signaling pathway
Cellular component (GO): cytoplasm; heterotrimeric G-protein complex
Molecular function (GO): protein binding; signaling receptor complex adaptor activity
Source: RefSeq, a predicted model, not a curated record
UUUACCCACCAACCGAAGGCUGAGCUUUGGAGGACACAUUGGGCCGUUGGAAGUAGCAUGACAAUAAUCCUCCACCGAGCAGCACAGCGCGGACAGUUCGCGGCGUGGCAUAGUACCGCCGGGGGUGCUGCUGCUGGACGCAGGAAAUUUAAUUAGUGUAUAGUCGCCGAGAUACACCGACCACUGGGGACGGACCGUUUAUUGGAAGGUCUCGUCUGACCGGGGCAGUUAGUUCUUCUCGGUACAGCGCUGCAAGUAGCAGGAACUCUCGCGAGUACUAACGGUGUGCAGUCGACUCGGGAACCUUACCCUUCUGCAAAUUGCUAAUUGCAACCCGUGAUCAGUGACAAUUGGUGCGCUCGUGUGCUAGCAGGUGUCGGUGGUCGGUUGAUUGAUUUUCAAUUGUGAGGAAUUUCGUGUCGUGUCCCGUGUCGCUCCGCCACCGCAGUAGUACAUCAUGCCACCGAAAGACGAUCCCGAGGUAGCGGCGUUGAAGAAGGAGAUCAAUGAUAUGAUCGCCAAAUUUCAGGAGGACCAGAAAAAGAAUGCCGAUUGCACAUUGUUCGAAAAGUGUGGCGACCUUGGCGACGUUCCGAAGGUGCGCAUCUCGACGAAAAAGUUCCUCAAGGGCCACAUCAACAAGGUGAACUCGGUGCACUACGCGGGUGAUUCGCGACACUGCGUUACCGGGUCGCUGGACGGUAAGCUGAUCAUCUGGGACACGUGGACGGGCAACAAGGUGCAGGUCAUCCCGCUGCGUUCGGCCUGGGUGAUGAGUGUGGCGUACGCGGACUCCGGCAACUUUGUAGCGUGCGGCGGCAUGGACAACAUGUGCACCGUGUACGAUCUGAACAAUCGCGACGCGCAGGGCAACGCGAAGAUCGUGCGCGAGCUGAUGGGGUACGAGGGAUUCCUGAGCUCGUGCCGUUUUCUGGACGACACACACAUCCUGACCGGGUCGGGCGAUAUGAAAAUCUGCAUCUGGGAUCUCCAGGUCGGCAAGAAAACGUCCGAGUUUGAUGCCCACGCCGGCGAUGUGGUUUCGAUCUCGAUGAGCCCGGACAAGAACACGUACGUGACUGGGUCGGUCGAUCGCACGUGCAAGCUGUGGGACGUGAGGGAAAACACACCGAAGCAGACCUUCUUUGGCCACGAGGCGGACGUGAACAGCGUAUGCUAUCAUCCGAGCGGAUUUGGCUUCGCGACUGGUUCGGAGGAUAAGACGGCCCGCUUGUUUGACUUCCGCUCGGAUCAGCAGAUUGGCCAUUACGAGCCACCGAACAAGAACAGUGGAUUCACGUCCUGUGCUUUGUCGCUGAGCGGCCGUUACAUCCUGUGCGGAUCGGACGACAACAACAUUCACAUUUGGGACAGCAUGAAGGGACAACACAACGGUACACUGAGUGGCCACGAAAACCGGAUCACUUCGAUCAGCAUGGCGCCGAACGGUAUGGCGCUGGCAUCGUGCAGCUGGGAUCAACACGUGCGUAUCUGGGUCUAGGCGCUCAGCGCGUGUCAACUGCUGGAGACCUCUCCGGACUAAGGCUACGCUUUUUGUCACCCAAUUUUUAUCGAACGCCGCCGAGAUGAUCUACACCCUAUACGCAAUAUCAGAACCAGCCGAGUUCCUUUCUACACCACUAUUACCAAUCGUUUCUGUAAGAAGCAAACACGCAAAUACAUAUAACUUGCUCCCGUUAUAACUAAUGUAUA